UCCUUUCCCUUCUCUCUCUCUCUCUCUCUCACACACACACACACACACUCUCUCUCUCCUCUUCUGUUCCUCUCCGCUCUCUCUCUCUCUCUCUCUCUCUCUCUACUUUUUCUUAAGGGGGGGUUGGGCUCUUAAGGGGCCUUAAACCCCAUAAUUCUCCCCCCUAAACGCCGUAACGGACUAUCCGAGUGAACGCCGUUACCCCCUCGAGGCGCCGUAACGGACUUUCCGGAACCUGUCCGUUUAAUCCCAUCCCAUGGCUCUGGAGCAGCUGAGCCUGGGCCCUGCCAGAGCUGACCCAGACGGCGCGGCUAACGGCGCCGAGAGCCGCCCAGCGGCGUCCGCUGACGGCGCCGACGACGGGGGGAGGACUCCGAGGCUCCCCCGAUGGACGAGGCAGGAGAUUCUGGUGCUCAUACAGGGGAAGAAGGUGGCGGAGAACCGGGUCCGGAGGGGCCGGAGCUCCGGGCUGGCGACGGGGUCCGGCCCAGCGGAGUCGAAGUGGUCGUCGGUGUCGAACUACUGCAAGCGGCACGGGGUGAACAGGGGGCCGGUGCAGUGCCGGAAGCGGUGGAGCAACUUGGCGGGAGACUACAAGAAGAUCAAGGAGUGGGAGGCGAGGAUUAGGGACGACACAGAGUCGUUUUGGAUCAUGAGGAACGAUCUGAGGAGGGAGAGGAGGCUCCCCGGGUUCUUUGACCGCGAAGUGUACGACAUCCUCGACAGGGGCCCCUCGUCGUCGGCCCCAGCUGCUGCGCCGGGGCUGGACUUGGCCCUAGGUCCGGCGGCUAUGGAUGUGGAGCCGGAGAAGAAGGCUCAAGCAGCAGAGGAGGCGGAUGCGGAAGGUGAGGCCGUGUUCGAUAGCAGCCGUGGUGGAGCUGCUGCUGAGGAUGGCUUGUUCUCAGAUUUCGAGCCGGAGGAGGGCAGCACCCCAGACAAAGGGGCAGCAGCUGCGGCAGAGGCGGAGGAAGUGCCAGCUGCUCCAGAGCCGAUAUCAGAGAAGCAGUUUGAAUCGGUUUUUCGGGGCUCUCGAGUGCAAGGCACUUCAAACGAAGAACAGCCACCUGGGAACCCGGAGCUAGGCUCCACUUCACAAGAGGCUUGGAAGAGAAAACGGGUGGCAACUGAUGAUCAAGAGGAAGCAACGACCACCAGUUUGCAGUAUCAUUUGGUCGAUGCUCUCGAGAGGAAUGGGAAACUGCUAAUUGCCCAGCUCGAAGCUCAGAACAAGAACUCCCAGUUGGAUCGGGAGCAGAGAAAGGAUCAGGCCGAUGGCUUGCUCGCUAUUCUCAACAAGCUCACUGACGCGCUCGUGAGAAUUGCCGAGAAGUUAUAACACAAGGAGUCUAGCCGGUUACAAGGAGACUAUCUUUCUAACUGUGCAUAGCAGCAUAGAAAUCUAUUCUAUACUCAAGACGACAAAGGAUAUACCAAUGAAAGGAGAGGUGGUCUCAAAUAGGUACAACACAUUGCUACAGUGUCUGCGGAGGCGCAUUUACCCAAGCGUACGCCCGAUUCUCUUCAUAACUAAUAUAUAUUUCGUCUCCCAUUAUUGUCAGUUAUCGAGAUUGUUCUGCUGUACAAAAAGAUAAUAAGAACGUUUAGCAACCUGUUAAUUACCACGUCUGUGUACUUCCUCUAUUGGAGUUGAAUUAGGGACGAACUAAGAAUUGGCUGUUGAAUAGGUUGGUUAGCUUAGAAUCACUUCUAGAAAUGCUUCUGGAGAGGUUUCUGCUGCUCAGUAGAAUUGUAUUUGCAUCAAUCUUAAAACCAUCGUCUCUCUUCGAGAUUCGUGUGCUUGUACAGACGAUGUAAGCGAUGAUGAUGUUCGAUACAUAGAACAAACUUUCUGCUUGAUCUACUUUUUCAUCCCUUUAUCUAUUGAGCUGAUCACGAAUGACUUCUGAUAGAGUUGAAUGGAAUGAGAUGGAAGCAAAUGCAGGGAUGAUAACGUUGCGGAAUUACAUAUCCUUGGCCUAUGUCGAUCGGGCCCGGUCUACGAUGAUGCGGCCCGGGAAGAUUGAGAAGCCCAGUACUAGCCAUGUUAGUCCUCUCCUUUGAUCCUCAUAUGAGAGGUGGUGUCUGAACUGAGGUUUUUUCUAUGCAGCACGACAGUUUUAAGGAAAGAAAAGCAAAGACAGGGCUGGCCGUUGCUAAUGAGGUGUCCCUGUCUGUCGGCCCUUUACUUCGUGCUUUUGAUUCCUUUUUUCUUUAUAUUAUUUUAUAUUUAUUUACUAAAACUAAUGAUAAUUCCCUUUUUCUGGGAUUUAAUUUUAAAAAA
Messenger RNA from Punica granatum (pomegranate), 2281 nucleotides. The record is from RefSeq and is a predicted model, not a curated record. Lineage: Eukaryota; Viridiplantae; Streptophyta; Magnoliopsida; Myrtales; Lythraceae.